Messenger RNA from Amoebophrya sp. A25, 2050 nucleotides. The record is from the annotation of a GenBank genome assembly. Lineage: Eukaryota; Dinophyceae; Syndiniales; Amoebophryaceae.
CUUUUUCGCAGAAGUAGCAUAUGAGAAGUUCAACAUCAAGUUCAAAACACCGCCUAAUUUUAGCACUAAUUUGCGAAGGUCAAGUCACUUUUCUCGAAGAGCAUGGGACCAUCCUGUUGAUUCUGGAAGGAUAGUGUGUCUAUACUGUAUUAACCUUCCUUGCCCUUGAUGUGAGAAUAGCGGAAGAAUAAACAUCUGAAAUAGAUGGGAAAUCUCAACACGAAGAGUCCUCCUGUGGAGCAACGGAUUCUCGUUUGUGGCGUCGAACAGGGCUUGGCUUACGGGAUCAAUGACUUGAUCGCGCGGAACGGUAACGCGAAGGAGCUUGGGAGGUUUCGAAAGUACUCUCCGAUGGGUCUCGGAGCCCGGGACAUAGAUGGGGUUCCUAACGCGAAGGUGUUCACGGUUUCGGGUGGAUCGCAAAUUUACCCACUGUGGAGGAGUGUGAUCUUGCCAAAGGCACCUACUGAACAGGGAACGUUGACGUCGCGCAAGGAACACAAUCUUGCAGGUCUGAUCUACAUCUUCCCAGGUACUUUUUUAUCUCUAUUUGCUUGAUGACGGUUGUGUUAUUCUCUUUGAAAGUAGCCAUUCCUUCGGUCCUUGUUUGUGUUUCAGUCGAUCUUCACUCGUAUGUUGUCUCUUACCUCGAUUGGGUUGAUCUGCAUCGCGUUGUUUUGAAACCCCUGUAGUCCUUCCUGCUUCGUAAUUCGGUUCUUGACAGCUCUGUAGUUUCUUUCGUAGUGAGUCUUAUAAAUAUGCUCCGUUCGGUUUUAUGGCCAUCGGAUCACUUUCCUGGUGUAAUUCAUGAUUUCUGUCCUGUACUUCGGUCUCGCCACAUGUCGGCUUUCAGCUUAAAGUCAUACUCUUUCCUGGCACCCUAGCCCCGAUUUAGUUAAGCUCCCUGCUUCCCUUGAAAUAAUGGACCAUUUUUGUGUUCGGGCUACCUCGGAUAUCUCUGUAAUAAAAAUGACGGGUUGACCUUGACACGGUGCAGAAGCUUGGCGGCGUUGCAGGUAAGUGUGGACAUUUUAGUGUGGAUAAUUGAUACUAGUUUAGUUUAAUGCUAUUUAUACCGGAGUUUUUUUCACACGACAAGCUCGGGAUGUCACCGCGGGUGAGCUAGCACCCCUGAGCCGCAGUGGCUCGCCGUACCCUUGCUUGUGCGAGCACUCACUUUACGUUGGUUCUUCUGUGCUCCUUUUCUCUUCCCUUCUGGCCUGUUUGAGCAUCCUUUGUUUUCCUGUCAGUGAGACCUCAGGUGGCAGCAGUGUGCCAAAUCUCCGCACUAGCUAUCUUAACCUACUUUAGUGCUGUUUAUGCCCCGUCCUCCCCGUCAUUGGUCGCUGACCUCUGGGCUUCCUUUCCCUUUGGUAUCUCAUGCAUUCUUAAAUCAGGCUAACCUCCCUUUCUUCCAAUUCAUUCAACCACAAGAAAAUAUCACAGGGAUGCUGCGCUACGAGGGUGCUUUCUUCUGAAGUUCAACGUUUACUAUAUAAGAAUACCAACAGAUCACUUACCACCUGGGUUUACAAAUUUUGAUAUAUACCUUCCCAGGUACUCGAAGUAGAAGCUCAUUUGGUUCGGGUCGUGUACAGACGGAUAUGCAAGCGCAGAACGAACAAAAGCAGAAGGGCAAUUACGAGGAGGCGCUGAUGAAUAACCCAGUAAAGUAUUUGAAAUACCUGAUUGGAGAAGCGGUGGACGAGACCGGGUAUUGCGUCAUUCUAGACAGUGAUCCGGCUGAGGUUGCAACAAAGGUUGCGAAAAUGCCGGUAUUCGUCCUAGUGGAGCUCACCAGCCUACAAGAAGAUAUGCAGGCUACAGAGAAAGAAGCAGAAGGAGAAGCACGAAGGAUAGCAAAUGAGAACAGUCUUGGAGAAAUUUUGUCUAAGUCUGGCAGACCAUGGAAAAUCGGCGCUCUACAGUUACUGGAAGGAGAAGGAUGUGACAAUUCGGCGGCAGACAAAGCGAUUAGCAAUGCGUUGUCAUGGAUUCAAAAUACAAAUAAAGCAACUGCAUAAUAAUACACCUUCACCUGCACAAUCAU